UUUGAACAAAAGGAGCCGGCUCGAUUACGUGAUAACAAAAUUUUUUUACUCUUCCACAUACCACCAAAAGCAUCCCACCACCCGUAUCUCUCAUCAUCGCCCUGCCCAUCACUACAAUGGCUAAAUCACUCAGAUCCAAAGUCAAACGAGACUUUCGCUCCAAGAAGCGUGAAGCUGGUGUAUAUGCUGCGGCCGAAGCCGCACGGUUGCAUAGAUUAAAUGCCAAACUUGGGGCUGUUGUUUCGAAGGAUAAAGACGGUGACGAGGCUCUGGAUGAUAAUAUAAUCGAUGCCGCAGGCGUGCCAGCUGCAGGACCAUCGGACGUUACCAACAAUUCCGCAGACUAUAUGCAGGUAGAUGAUUCUACCAGACUAGAAGAUUCGUUAUCGAAACCUAUUUCGACUCACGGUCCCAGAGGGUCGAGGCGAGAAGAAUGGCGUUUGUCCAAAGGUCUUCCAGCACAGCCUUCGCGAAACGGAAUGAACAGACAAGGAGGAGUAGCUGCGCGGCGUAAGGCAGGGCGUUCGAAAAGAAGAAGAUAGGAAUGCAUCUCUUCUGAUACAUAUACCGGAUGCUCUCUCUAUCGCUCCAAUACUCUCGCUAUUUUUCGCGAUCGUAGUGCCUCCUUUCUUAAAAUUUUCAUUCUGGUUGUAGUUGUCCAUGGUUCUUCUG
Molecule: messenger RNA, 672 nt
Organism: Lentinula edodes (shiitake mushroom)
Lineage: Eukaryota; Fungi; Basidiomycota; Agaricomycetes; Agaricales; Omphalotaceae
Exons: 3
Coding region: 117-542 (141 amino acids)
Cellular component (GO): preribosome, large subunit precursor
Source: RefSeq, a predicted model, not a curated record